Molecule: messenger RNA, 2643 nt
Organism: Chironomus riparius
Lineage: Eukaryota; Metazoa; Arthropoda; Insecta; Diptera; Chironomidae
Source: the annotation of a GenBank genome assembly
UUAAUUUUACUGUUAAAUAUUAGGAAGAGUCUUGGAAGUUGGUUGCUGGUGCUUUUUCUACAUCAUUUCAUAAUCUGAGAUCAAUUGUAUGUCCAAGUUAUAUUUUAGCUACUGGCACUAGCUUUUUCAAUUACAGUUCCUGAUUCUUUCUCAAGAUUGAGUACAAUUCUAUAUUAACUCAAAGUAUAGCAUACAGAUUUUCAAUUUUGAGUUUAGGGUACCUUAUGUAAACCUAAAAAACCAUCCCCUGAUGCUCUAUACCUAGAAAACCAACUCUGCUCUCACAUUUCACUCAGAAUAAGAUAAUCGCAAAAUUUACUCAGAUAUCAAAUUUUUCUUAUCGGAUUUAUUUUGCCGUACGCUGUGCUGAUAAGUUUCCGACAUUUCCCGUACUUAUUAAACUACCGAAGUAUCUAAAACUUUUAUUAACCGUAAUUACGACAAAAAGUCACCGAUUUCCUUUUCUUUUAUCAAAUCAAUUUAAGGUUAUCAGUGGCACUUCCGCAAAUUGCAUUUUACUUAAGUAUUAAAUAGUCUGCAAAAUUGUGUUAUUCAAUUUUUAAACUUCAGAGCACCAAGAUGAAUAAAAAUAUUUUAUUGAGUUUAGCUGUGUUGAUAUUUACAGUGUCAAAGUGUUAUGGACAGCUAGAUAGGAUUUGUGAUGGAACUGCGACUGUUGAAAUCAUCCCACAUCCAGAUGACUGUACUAAAUAUGUGAUUUGCAUUCUUCAGAUGCCAUCGAUUGUUAAAUGCGAACCAGACACAGUUUUUAAUUAUUUGACCGACAGCUGUGAGCCAGGUAAUCCAGAAACAUGCACAAUAUAUUCAAUGACAACCACCACAACUUUAAAGCCUCCAACAGAAACCACAACAGAAUUGCCAAUAUAUCAAUGUCCACCAGAUGGAAUUGUGCUAAUUCCAAAUUAUUCAAAUUGUCGUCGAUAUUUUUCAUGUCAUUUUGGUGAAAGGCAUUUGCAUUUUUGUCCGAUUGGAUUAUUUUUUGAUUCUGUGGAUUUAAAAUGCAAAAUACGAAGAUUUGCUUUACCAACAGUCGUUGAAUGUGAACAAGGAUUAAUCUUUGAUCCCUCAAUUUGGAGAUGCGAGCCAGGUGAUCCAGACACAUGUGAACUUUUUACAACUCAACCAAUAGUCACAACAACGACUUCUAUUACUACUCCAACAAUAACAAGUGCGACUGAAACAACGUCAAUCGAUCCAACAACUGAACCCGAUGAGCCAGAAUCAACCACAAAUAAUUCAACUGAAUAUUCAACAGUUCCAACAGAGAUAACUACAGCUCAAGAAUCAACAACUGAUGAAAUUUCAAGCACGACAACGAUAAGAGUUUCAACAACAUCUUCAGCAGCACCGCCAAUUCACAGAUGUCCACCUGGUGGCAAUGGAUAUAUUCCUAAUUAUACCAAUUGUGCUCGAUACUUUAAAUGUAUCUCUGGAAUUAGACACCUUCGAUUCUGUCCUGAGGAAAAACUAUUUGAUUCUACAAUAGCGAGUGCAGACAUCCCAAACGAUUUCUGCGUUGGAAGAGAGCAUCAAAUUUUAUCACAUCCAGAUAAAAAUCGAUGCACAGAGUUCAUUAUUUGUGUUUUUGAGACACCGGUUCUAUCUCGAUGUACUCGGCAGAAUGAGAUUUUUUAUCAACCUGUUAGAGAUUGCUUGCCAGGCGACCCUGAAUCUUGUGUGGUAUUUGCUCAUACGACAAGUACAACUAAAACAGAGGUGACAACUGAUUCUGAAACCACGCAAGAGGUGACAACUGAGUCUGAAACCACGCAAGAGGUGACAACUGAGUCUGAAACCACCCAAGAGAUUACAACUGAGUCUGAAGUAACGACAGAAAAGACAACUGAGUCUGAAGUAACGCAAGAGGUGACAACUGAGUUUGAAACCACGCAAGAGGUGACAACUGAGUCUGAAACCACGCAAGAGGUUACAACUGAGUCUGAAGUAACAACAGAGGUGACAACUGAGUCUGAAACCACCCAAGAGGUGACAACUGAGUCUGAAACCACGCAAGAGGUUACAACUGAGUCUAAAGUAAAGACAGAGGUGACAACUGAGUCUGAAACCACCCAAGAGAUUACAACUAAGUCUGAAGUAACGACAGAAGAGACAACUGAGUCUGAAGUAACGCAAGAGCUGACAACUGAGUCUGAAACCACGCAAGAGGUGACAACUGAGUCUGGAACCACCCAAGAGAUUACAACUGAGUCUGAAGUAACGACAGAAGUUACAACUGAGUCUGAAGUAACGACAGAGAUGACAACUGAGUCUGAAACUACGCAAGAGGUGACAACUGAGUCUGAAACCACCCAAGAGAUUACAACUGAGUCUGAAGUAACAACAGAGGUGACAACUGAGUCUGAAGUAACGACACAGGUGACAACUGAGUCAGAAGUAACGACAACUUUAGAGCCUCCAACAGAAACUACAACAGAAUUGCAAAAACAUCAAUGUCCACCAGAUGGAAUUGUGCUAAUUCCAAAUUAUUCAAAUUGUCGUCGAUAUUUCUCAUGUCAUUUUGGUGAAAGGCACUUGCAUUUUUGUCCGAUUGGAUUAUUUUUUGAUUCUAUAGAUUUAAAGUGUAAAUUACGAAGAUUUGCUGUCUGUGCUACAGCUGAGUGA